CCUCCCUUCUGCCCUCCCUCGUCUCGUCUUCUGCCUAGCAGCAGCUAGCAAGUUCGCUUCACGCUUCCCCAUCGCUCGCUUCGUCGUUCAACUCGAAACACCCCGCAGCCCCCGGUCAUUGUCCGACGCUUUACGCAGCAAACCGCGCGAUCGAAAAGCUCUCGGUUCGACGCGGGAACUUUUUGCAACCAAAAGCGCGCGCCUCACAUCAGCCAGUGAUCGUGACGUAGUUAUUGACAAAUCUUUAUUUCGCUUCGCGCCGCGUUUGAUGUCACCCGGGCUCUAGUCGCGCGCUGUCUGCACAGGUCUCCUGCCGCAAAGGACUCUCUUAGAAGUGCACGAGGACACGUCACAGUGCGAUGAAAGGGACGCAGGGAGAGCAGGAGGGAUGAGAAAGCGAUUCAAGUGAAAGAAGUCUCGCAUCACCAUAAAGUGCCUCAUCUGGAUGCUGCGGAAGCCCUUCUCCGUGUCCGCUUCGGAGCGUUCUCUUCCCCGCUGACUUGAGCGCGUGCGUGUGCGCUUGGCCUUGGCUCGGGCUAUAUUUCACCCUGACAGUCAAUCAACCCAUUUGCCUGUUCCUCGAUUCCAGCUCCGUCUGCUCGCCAUUUCACCUUUUAAUACAAGGACGCCAGUCGAUUAGUUUCCCUUUUGGGUUCUCAAAGUGUCUCUCCCUUCAUUUCUGCAGUCUCUCCAUCCCUGGCGACCCAGACAUGCGAGUAUCUUUAGGGACUGCUGCGCCUAUGGCAACAGGGCAGGGGGUUUCGGAAGCCUAAAUUUAGAGAAAGUCCGUUUUACAUCAAUGCAAGAGGGCUAUUUUAAACCCAGAGCUUCGGAGGGUGAGUCUAGACAGUGGGGCGACCACUGCAGACAAAUACAAAGUGCCGCUCUACUCUACUUUUAAUGCCUCUUUCUCCUGGACGGCAGCCGAAGAUGCACCGCAGCAUGUCACAUUGACCUACUCCACCUCAGCACGCUCGAUUCAUCGCUCUCCCUGCCUGACUUUAAACUGAUCUCAUAUUCUCGUCAUACUUCCUCAAACGGCUGAUCAGCAGACUAUGCCCCCUUCCUGUCCAUGAGAGAGUUUGCUUUUCAUUUCUAGACUGGUAGUGAGGAUCUCCUUGCCACUGUGCUCGUUUUUUGCAGCUUUUGUGCUUCAUCACGCCUGGCUGCCCCACCCCAGCCCUCAGCUCACCCACCGCUCGCCGAGGGACCGCCAUGGCCGUCAAUGUGACCAUGGGUCGCGACACCAAGUGGCUGACGCUGGAGGUGUGCAGAGAGUUCCAGCGAGGAACCUGCUCGCGUUCGGACACCGAAUGCAAGUUUGCUCACCCCUCUCGCACCUGCCACGUGGAGAACGGCCGCGUCAUCGCCUGUUUUGACUCACUCAAGGGACGCUGUACACGUGAUAACUGUAAGUACCUGCAUCCUCCGCCUCAUCUCAAGACCCAGCUGGAGAUAAACGGCAGGAACAACCUGAUCCAGCAGAAGACCGCAGCCGCCAUGCUGGCCCAGCAGAUGCAGUUCAUGCUGCCUGGAGCUCAGCUGCAGCCCAUAACCUCGUUCCCAGUAACGCCUUCCUUGGCCAACAGUCCGAGCGUGGCUUUCAGCCCGUACCUGAGCCACGUGAGCCCAGGCAUCAGUCUCAUGCCCGAGCUUCUGCCCAGCGCCCCCGUGCUGGUCCCGGGGAGCCCCACCGGCAUCGCCAUGGGCAACGGAAAUUCAACACAGAAGCAUGUUCGCACAGACAAGCUUGAGGUGUGUCGGGAAUUCCAGCGGGGAAACUGCACACGCGGGGAGAACGACUGCCGCUACGCCCACCCUAUGGAAGCAGCCAUGGUGGACGGCAGCGAGAACUCCGUCAUUGUUUGCAUGGAUUACAUCAAGGGCCGAUGCACCCGUGACAAAUGCAAGUACUUUCACCCUCCGGCUCACCUACAGGCCCGGAUAAAGGCGGCGCAGCACCAAGCCAGCCAGAAUGCUGCUGCCAUGGCUUUGCCACCUGGAGCCAUGCAACAGCUACCAAAGAGACCGACCCUGGAGAAGACUAACGGCGCGGCUGCCGUCUUCAACCCCAGCAUGUUCCACUACCAGCAGGCUUUGGCCAGCAUGCAGCUGCAGCAGCCAGCCUUCAUUCCCACAGUAGACGCCGCCGAGGUACUGAGCGCCGACCCCAUCGACCUCCAAUGCGUUCCCAUGGAGGCCCAUUUCUGUCCCGUUCCUAAACUCCUGGUGGCUGCACCAAUGACGCUGAAUCCAGUAAGCCUCUCCCGCAAUCCCACAACCUAAUCAGGCCCAUCUUUCAUGCAACAUGUGCCCAAACAGAAAAAUGAAUGCAACAAAACGUGUGCCUAAUCAGUACGUCCUUAACGGGCAAUACAUUCAUCCUCAUGUCAGAGAUUUCCCACUUCAUUUGACGUCAACAGAGGUUUGUUGAUAUCGAAACAGGCAAUACUUAAGCUUGGACCUACAACUGUUUAAGGAAGCAUGCCAUCUCGAUGCAAGGAGACGCAAGGAGCGCGCGGAUGCUGAAUCAGGAGAUGGAGCGCUCUCGUAACUCACAGCCAUACGAAUACAUGCAAACCAAUUAGUUGAGAAGAAUCAAUUCUCUGGAGGUGAACAUUAGGUUUCAGAGCCGUACGGUAAGAGGUGGAGUCGAUGCAGAUCAUCAGCAGACAGAAUGUUUCUCCGUCGUAGAAUGUGAAAACCCAGAGUGUGUGAGAGCGACACCUAAUGAUAUUUUAAAUAGUUGUGGUGGUGGUGGUGGUGGUGGUAAUUUCUUUCACAUUUAAUUAUGAUUAAUGAACGUGGCACGUUUUAUUUCAUGUUUACAUUUCAAAAUGUGGAAAAAAAAAAAGGUUAUGAUUGAUGCUUUUGUAAGAUAAUCUAAUACUGAUUCUCAUGAUACUGAUUUAGGUUUUUCGUUUUUAGAGGUUUUCAAAAUGUCUUUGUUCGUGCCUUUGAGUUAAAAGUGUGUGGACACCCCCUCCUCCCCCCGUUUCUUCUGUACUUAACUGACUUACAUUUUAUCAUAGACUAAGAAAGUAUACCUGUGUAGCCUUUCAGAAUCGAUGUGUCGUUCCUACGUCUACUUAGGGAUGUGUGUUGUUGUGAGUUUUUGUUGAAAGAGUAUUAUUUAUUUAAUGACUUUCCAACAGGCUAAAACUGGUCUACUGAGAUAAGUGUUACUAUUCAUGCCUGAAGUAUCUCACCUCGCAUUUCAAGCUCCACAUCGAGACGGUCAAACAGAAGAUUGGUUCACAUACUCAUACCUCCAUUUUAAAAAUAGAACUGCCUUAAGCAGACUAAAUAUGAGAACUUCUUUUUGCGCAGUGUGAUGCACACACUGAAAUGUAAGGUCUGAUUGCAGGCCUUCUGGAUGUAUAAGAUGUCUUGUUGAGAAAAAUUUAACUGGACUUUAUUUUUAUUCCAGCUGGUCUUAUUCUUCGCUGUUUCAUGCAACUAUUUCUUAUUGUCCUGGAUAUUUAAAUGCUCUAAAAAAUUGUCGCUUUUAUUCGCUUUUUAGAUUAUAUGUAUUGCAUUUCUCGAAUAUUGGGUGAGUUUCACGAAAACAGUCAAAUUCCAGGUCAUAUUUCAUCCCAAAAGCAAACGAAAAAAGAAAAUUAUGAAAAAUUUAUGCAACAAAUAUCACCUUCAUCAUAUAAUGUGCAAUAAAUAACAAAAAUCUUUACAUAUUGUGGUUAUAUUUGUUCUAAUUCUGUUAACAAAAUAUAAUACUAAAACAAUUACCAAAAAAAGGUGCAGAAAACAAGCAAUGCAUUAUGGAAAUGUAGUUUAAUUACCAUAAAAAAAAAAAAAGAGAGAAGUAUGCAAAAUCAAAUUUUCUUUGUUUUGAUUUUGGUGUGAAAUGUGACAUUUCCAUAAGAUUCACCCUAUUACCAUGUCUAUCUCUUGUAGACAAACCCCUUCCGAUGGCUGGACUAUCUCUGCCAAAAUCCAUGCUCUGUCCCACCUGCUGUGUGACAGUCUGUUCGUCUCCACUUUUCGUUCAGCCAUGUUUGGUGCAUCCCUGAGUACUGUAAGAUCAGUUUUCAGUCUCCAUUAGUUGCCAAAAUGCUAAUUUAACCUGCAUGUUUCGUGGUUUACACUAUCAUUUAUAACAGAUUGGCACACAUAUGUUACAUCCCGAUCAUUAAAAUCACAAAGAGAUAUGCAAAAUCCUUUCUAGAAGUCUGGAACCUGAUUUGAAUAUCCGGCGUCUCUCCCAUUAGUUUGCUGUAUUCAGCAGCAUAUGCGCCCCCUGCACAGACAUGUCAAGUGCACUGCUUUUGUGCCAAUGACUCAGACAGGUCACCCUGUGCCAAUCACUGGAGAACUCAGACUGCACAAUCAGGCCUUGACAUGCCAAGGUCAUGAGCCAGAUGGAUGGAAAUUGCAGUAUCGCAAAUGUGCCCACCCAAGCGACAAAUCCAAACCUAUCGGAGCAAGCUAUUAUCUUGCGCUUUGAAACAUCUCAGUUAUUGCCGCCGUUCAUUAGUCGAGUCCUACAGUUGGGAAACUGACAGUAGGGUUGUUUUCAGCAGCUGUUUUUAUUACUGCAUGAGUGUGCACCCCUAAUAGAGUUCCGGUCCCUGACAACCUAUUAGUAAUACAUUAUUGAAAGUUUAUCGAUGGAGGAAACAUGAAAACUGUGUCAGACAGACAAUACACAGAGGCCUGCAAUCCAUUAGGGGAGUUUCUUUGCCCAUUUUGACUUCGAGAUAAACGGCCGAUUGAGCUCUUUCAGUUGUUCUUGUGUUUGUUGUGUUCAUGUGUGAACAGGUUUAAAUCACUGACUGUGUCCUUACUUUCAAAAGUCGGCAGACUCUAAAAUGCAAGGGCGUAGAUGACCGCGUGACAUCUGAUUAUUUGGACUGUGAGCUGAAAGCUGCGGCUCUCGUGUAGACAUGUUACAAUUAAAGGAAAUUUUGAUUCUUUUCAGACUGGGUACUUAGAAAAGGCCCUCAUCAGCCAAAGCUUCAUUUACGAGCCCCCUCGACGGGCCUUUACAUGCAUAUAUGAAUGUGACAUUUAAGACAGAGAGAAUGUCACGAGAGGUUUUGGAUGCCUGUCUUACCAUUUCUCUCGAAACGAAACUACAACCUUUCUCAACAUAUCAAGGAAGUGAAAGCCUCCCAAUGCCAUCCACUGUUGAUGUACAAAAAGAGACAGAAAAAAAGGCGUUUUUCGUCACUUAUCUCAAAGACCCUUCUCUAAACUGUUGUCUCCUUUGGGACAGCCAUGUUGUUUCAGCGGCGUAACCCCAAGAGAGAGCCAUAAAGCUGAUUUUAUGACCUAAAAACAUCAUCGCAACUUUUUUGCUGAUCAGCACACACACUAUCUAGGCCAAACACAAGUGAUAUCAUACAGCGGUGGUCUAAACAAAAGACGAAGUCAGAGCGAGAUGAUGCUAUACUGUGUUAUAACUGAAAUAGUAUCUGUAUUGUAAACAUCUCUGUAUAAUGUUCAUGUGUUUUAAGGUUGUUUUAAGAAAUACUGGGGCACGUACGUGUGGAUUCUUUUAGGAACGAUCUCUACUGUUUAUUGAUGUGUUGUUUUGUAAUUCAGUUCCAUUGCCCAGCCAAGGUGUAGAAGCUCCUUUCUCUCUGUCUCUCUCUGUCUCUCUCUCUCUCUCUCUCUCUCUCUCUCUCUCUCUCUCUCUCAUAUAAAGAAUUAUGCCUUCUCCAACUGCAAUCCAGCUGGAAUCAACGAAAUACUUGAUAAAGAAAAAACAAUGUGCCUCAUCGGGGGCUUUAGCAUUUUAAGAACUCACUUUUUAAGAAGUGUGCAUACCUGCAUAAAGUAGUUAGCUAGAAUAAUCUAUGUGUACGUAUUACAAACGCAUUGUCACCGUCAUUCUAGUUUUUCACAUUACUGACUUUCGUAACGGUACCUGUUUUAACUAUACCCUCACGACUUCAGUCAUGUUAUGGUGUGUUGUUUUGACACAGCUGUCAAUGGUAGUUUGAGUUCGAUCAUUAGCGUUACUCGGUUUACCUUACCUUACAUCGUAAAGUCUGUCAUCGCAUGAAAUUAAAAUAAUCUGAAUAAUCUACAUCAUAGUUUGUGCAGUUAGUGGUUUAAGAUUUAAAAAAAUUACUUAAUCUAUAUAUCUAUAUAUCAAUAUACACAUUUGUAUGUAUUACAAUGAUAGAUUCAUUGUUACCUAUGAUAGUAAGUUCUUGUUGCUAUGGCAACAAAACUACAACAUGGCUACCUUUGUAUAUCUUAAUUGUGAAUUUUUUCACACUUCAAGUAAAAUAAUGUACAACGUUAACUUAUUCAGAAAGGGAAUGUGUUCUUAAGUUGUCUUGGACAAAGAGAUGAUUGACUAUUUUGUAAAAUUAUAUAAAUGCAUAUAUAUAUAUAUAUAAACGUAUAUAUAUACAGACUUGUGAGAUACUUUAUGUCCAAAGGCCCUUUGGAGACAUCAUACGUUAUUUCAGUUUUGAUGAUUAUUAUUUUUCUAUUGGGGUUGCUGAUCACUUUUAGAUAAGAACCAGAUCUUUACGUAAACAGCAUCUGAGCUUUUGAACUAAUCUGAUGGAUCAAUUUGGGGGAAAGAGACUUUCUAGUCUCGUAUUUGGUCCGAAAAAGGUUCGUCGGUUUUUAUAAACAACGCAGCCCUGUGAUGUCAGUAACGGGACGGUAUCAGCCAUACGUGAGCCCCUGAUUUAAGUCUCUGUCCCCCUCUGGCCCACCCAGACUGCACCCCAGCUGUGCUGGGACCCGGUGACUCGCCUGGUCACCCCAUCGGUGUACGAAUGUGUGUUAUUCACCUUGUUUGCACUUAUGUACAUAACUGAUUCAAAAUAUUCAGAAUUUAUUUUGAAUAUACAUAGAUGAAUAAAUAUAUAUAUGUAGAAGAGCAGAUUCAAAUCAAAUGUCUGUAUCGUUCGGAAUACAGGUAAACAGUUGUCCUUUUAAAGGGUUGUCAAAGAGAUAGAUGCUGUUUCGCUGGGGUGUCGAGGAAUUUGUUGUUUGUUCUGUUUGCUAAUGCCCUCGUUCUCAUCGUUAAGCAUGAUACUGCAUUUUGCGGAGAAAAUGAUGUCAAAAAAGGCUUUGUAGUUUUGCGUAGCUUACAAAAGCGCAGCGUCCUGAGCACUGCCCGCUCCCGUCUGAUCCUGAGGUCCAGAAACCAAAGAAUGGCCAACUUGUUUCUCUUUUACCUCUACGUCGGGCGGUUUUGAUUUCUACGUAGAAAACAAACGGGGGGUGUAAUAACGCUCUGCCCCCUACAGGAAGACCAGGAGGGCAGCGUAAAGAGCACCUCAGGAUCAGGCCGCAGCUGGCAAGCAUUGCUGCAGGUUACAUGAAAUAACACGUUUCAGUUUUCCAUUCUUGUGCACUCACCAAGACCAACAAAUAACCUGAAAAUCUCACAGGAUAUCCUCAAUCAAAAUUGCUCCAAAAUCCGACGUGAAAUCGCCAGACAGAACCCUCUGUUGAAGAAAACUUGUACAUUCUGUGCUCUACAGUUGCUUUGGAAGCCAAUAAUUUUGUUGCCAUGGCACUUGCCCUAUUAGUGAGGGAGAGACUGAGUCUUCUGUAGGUUCUUGCAUAUAGACGCACCUUUGGACCAAUCGAUUAUGGUCCUCAGCCUUUUGACUGUAAAGCUGAGGUAGCACUUAGGACUUAGCAUAGACUAAGGGGUCCCGACUUGCAUCAAGAAGCUAGGGGUGCUCCUUUUACCACUGUGCUUGACAGAGAAAAUCGACAAACACUCUUCUGCUGUCCAUUAUCCUGUGCCUAAACAUUCGGUGUGAUGUGAAAGGACUGGUCUGUCAAGAAAGCCAUUGAGGUUAGACUUCCACUUAACUGUGCCCUGCAUUUAGUCACGUCAUCAUCAUUUCUGUGGCUGGAACCCUAACGUCAAUGGUACGUGUUUUAACCUGUAGAAGUCCCCGAGACCGGAGCAUCACAUUAAUGUUGUACAAAGCUGUAUAGUUUGGAAUGAAAUCGCUCAUCGAUGCAGAGGUUAUGUCCCUUUAAAGGCGUCGGCUGAGGUUCGGUGACCGACGCCGAUGCCUGUGUAAAUGCUAUUGUGUGUGUGGAACCGUUCAAAGAAUGUCUACAUUGUUUCAAAGCCAUAUGUAAUAGAUUCCUCUCUCUCCCACUGUAGGACAAGAUAAAACUGAAUGCUUUGACUCUUUAUAUGAAAUGCUUCUCUUUCUAUUUAGCUUAUUGUGCUUGUAUGUGCUUCAAGAACUGUGCUUCUUGUCAAUCCCUUUGCGAUAUAUAAAUGUAUGGAAUAUAUACAUACUUAAGACUUCUGUUCUUUUUGUUUGACAUUUUAAUAAAGCACUUAAAGGCA
Puntigrus tetrazona (Sumatra barb) is the source of this 8311-nucleotide messenger RNA. It is a transcript of the gene mbnl3, whose product is annotated as muscleblind-like splicing regulator 3. The record is from RefSeq and is a predicted model, not a curated record. The transcript has 7 exons. The coding region runs from base 1216 to 2286 and encodes 356 amino acids. NCBI's taxonomy places the organism in Eukaryota, Metazoa, Chordata, Actinopteri, Cypriniformes, Cyprinidae. Gene Ontology annotation, molecular function: metal ion binding.